Messenger RNA from Solanum pennellii, 1179 nucleotides. RefSeq names its product NDR1/HIN1-like protein 12. NCBI's taxonomy places the organism in Eukaryota, Viridiplantae, Streptophyta, Magnoliopsida, Solanales, Solanaceae. Bases 395 to 991 code for a protein of 198 amino acids. The transcript has a single exon. The record is from RefSeq and is a predicted model, not a curated record.
UUUAGCUAAGCUAACUUUAUCUCUAGGAAAAGAAGAUACUUAAACCUUACCCAACAAUUAAAGCCAACAACCCAACACACUUCCUCCUCAUAAUACACCUUCUAAAAUACCCUUCACACAUCUACUACUCUAGAAAAAAAAAAAAAAACUUUGAGUACUCCUCCUUAUAUUUUGUCUCUUAUCAUCACUCUCAACGAUCACCAUCUACUUACUGCGCAAGGAUGAAAGUCGAUCUUGGUAAAAUCUAAAACACCUAUUCAUCAAUCAAGCUAAGGACGAAAGUCGGCCUCAGUAAUCUGAAGGUGCCAAGUGAAAUUAGUUGACUCAUAUUCAUCAAGCAGGAACAAAAGUCAACCUUAGUGAUCUGACAGUCAAGAUAUUCUUACUCAUACCAAUGCCAAAGCCGGUUUUGGGCCCAGAAAGGCGCACCAAUCCAUUAAUUUGGUGUGCAGCUAUAAUCUGCACACUGUUGACCGUAGCCGUGAUCAUCACGGGUAUGGUCGUAUUCAUUGGGUACAUGGUGAUCCGACCCAAAGUACCACAAAUGAGUGUAGUAAGUGCACAUUUAGACAAAUUUUCCUAUGACAUGGCAAGUGUCUUAGUAGUCAAAGUGUCAAUUGUAAUCAAGGCUGAAAAUGACAAUUCAAAAGCCCAUGCGAAUUUCUACGAAACAAGUUACACACUUAGUUUCCAUGGGGUUAAAAUCGCGUAUUUAAACGCUGAUCCUUUUGAUGUACCUUCAAAUAAGUCGAUUGACUUGUAUUAUCCUGUUGAGUCAUCGCCGAUACCGUUGAAACCUGAAGAAGGAGAAGUUGCUGAAUUAUUUUUGAGAAGGGGACAAGUUGUUUUUGAUAUAAGAGGGAAUACAAGAACUAGGUGGAGAGUAGGGAUUCUUGGUUCUGUUAAAUUUUGGUUGCACUUAAAUUGUCAACUUAAGUGUCCUUUGAAUGGAACUACAAUUUAUCCAAAAUGCAGCACAAAAUCCAGAUGAUCAUUUGAUUGGGAGUUCAACUUAGGUAUUUUUUGUUCUCUUUAAUAAUUAGUAAUCAUGCAUCACUUAAUUAUCUUGUUAUUUUGAUUGAUUUUUUUUUUUUGGGAUGUGAUUAGAUUCUUUCUUGAAAGAAGUAAUCAUCAAUAUUCUACCUUUGAGAACAUAAUACAAUAUGAUAUAUUUAAUUA